CCAAUUGGUCGGAACAACAAUGUGACUCAAGUCUAAGGUAUAUAUAUCAUAUGAAUUACUGAGAGGACAAAUAAAAGAUCGGAUAAAUAGUUAAAGUAAUAUUUGAAUGAGUCAAUUGAAUCUUAACGUUAUCAAGCAAUUAAAUACCAUUAGGCAGGUACCUAUCAAAACUGAGGAGUGAGGAAAGAACACCCCGCCAUCGAAAAACUACUGGAAUUUUGACAACCCCACCAAACCACUAACCCACUAGAACCCUCAGCCAAUUCAGUCCAACUUUCACAUACAUCCCACCUUCAGCCUUCAGUGAAGUUGAUAACCGACCUGUGUCGCAUUUAUAUACAACAGCCGCAUUGCAUCUAGAAAAUAUUGGGGAAGAUUUAAUACCGCUCUCGACAAAUCCCGAUUAAACACGCGCAACUAUGGCUGCCGUGGAAGAACUAGCCCAACGGCUUAAGAACGACGAAAAGACCUUCAUCGAUUCUGACGCCGGUCACGACGACGAGACUGCUGACGGUUCGGAAUUUAAACCCUAUAAAUCGCUUGCCUACGCCUACAUCCAGAACUUUGGAAAGCCUACUCCUCAGUACCAGACCCGAGCUUCUGUUACUGGCCCUGUCGGUCCUGACGAAGACCCCUCCGUGCGACUAUUAUGGAAAGAACCUGCCAAGAGCGCCGUGAAGAAAGCCCAAGGUGCUCUGGAUGCACACAAGAAAAAGGUCCAAAAACAACAGCAGGCUGCCGCUGCUGAGGAACAACUCAAGAAGCAAAGACAGCAGACACUCGAGGCUGCUAAGAAGAUAGUGCUCAAGCAAGAUGAGUCACUACCGAAACCAGUCAAAAUCAAGAUCAACCGCAAGGAUAUUGAGCUUGGGGAUGGUGAUAAGAAGGGUACACGAGUCAAGGUCUUCGGAAGAAUCCAUCGUCUAAGAGAGCAGAAACAAGCUACUUUCAUCACUUUGGUUGACGGAUACGGACAAUUACAAUGCAUUUUGGCUGCUGGUGACCUGACCAAGACCUACGAUGCUCUAACUUUCGCUCAAGGAACAUCUCUUGCCCUGUACGGUGAAAUGCGCAAGGUACCUGCUGGACAGACUGCCCCUGAUGGCCGAGAGUUGCACGUCGACUACUACGAGGUUCUAGGCCCAUCGCCAAGUGACGAGGAAACCAUCACCAACAAGGUUUCUGCUCAGCAGAACCAGUGGGACGCCCAGAUGCUUGACAACCGACAUUUGGUCCUGCGGGGCGAGAACGCCUCUGCGCUCAUGAAGAUCCGCGCUGCUGUAGAGGGAGCAUUCCAGAAGGUCUAUGAGGAGCUGCAGAUCACGAAGGUAUCCCCGCCUGCUCUAGUGCAGACUCAAGUCGAGGGCGGUGCUACUCUCUUCAGUGCGCCUUACUACGACGAGACGGCCUAUCUUACACAGUCUUCUCAAUUAUAUCUCGAGACCGUUAUUCCUAGCUUAGGAGACGUCUACUGCAUCGAGAAGUCAUUCCGUGCCGAGAAGAGUUUAACGCGUCGUCACCUUUCGGAGUACACACAUAUCGAGGCUGAGUUGGAUUAUAUCGAGUUUAGUGAACUGUUGGACCAUCUCGAAGAGGUCAUCUGCCGGGUCAUUGAUAUCGUCUUGGCCAACCCGACCAUUGCUGCUCAUCUGAAGGAGCUCAACCCCACUUUCCAGAAGCCUUCUCGUCCUUUCUUGCGCAUGAAGUACACUGAUGCCAUUGACUGGCUCAACGCGCAAGAUCCUCCUAUCCCGAACGAAGAGGGCAACCCUCACGUGUUCGGAGAUGACAUCGCUGAAGCUGCCGAGCGGAGGAUGACCGAUAUCAUCAACCGACCCAUUUUCUUGACGCACUUCCCUGUCGAGAUCAAGGCUUUCUACAUGAAGAAGGAUCCCUCGGACCUCCGUGUGACUGAGAGCGUGGAUUGCUUGAUGCCGGGUGUCGGUGAGAUUGUCGGUGGCAGUAUGAGAAUGGAGAACUACGAAGAGCUUCUCGAGGCAUAUAAGAAGCAGGGUAUCGACUCCAAGGAUUACUACUGGUACACCGAUCAGCGAAAGUACGGCACUUCUCCCCACGGUGGAUAUGGUCUUGGCCUUGAGCGAUUCCUUGCUUGGAUUGCUAACCAGCACACCGUCCGCACGACUUGUUUGUACCCCCGCUUUAUGGGCCGAUGCAAGCCUUGAGCGGUGAUGGUAUGCGCCUCCUUCUUAGGUAUCCGGUUCUCCGCGAAACUUACCGCUGAGACCUAGGAAUAACAUGCGAAGAUGGAUACGGUG
This is a messenger RNA of Hypoxylon trugodes, 2276 nucleotides long. RefSeq names its product asparaginyl-tRNA synthetase. The record is from RefSeq and is a predicted model, not a curated record. The transcript is spliced from 2 exons. Gene Ontology annotation, cellular component: cytoplasm. Gene Ontology annotation, molecular function: nucleic acid binding; ATP binding; asparagine-tRNA ligase activity. The coding region runs from base 420 to 2183 and encodes 587 amino acids. NCBI's taxonomy places the organism in Eukaryota, Fungi, Ascomycota, Sordariomycetes, Xylariales, Hypoxylaceae. Gene Ontology annotation, biological process: asparaginyl-tRNA aminoacylation.